Molecule: messenger RNA, 1248 nt
Organism: Trichoplax adhaerens
Lineage: Eukaryota; Metazoa; Placozoa; Uniplacotomia; Trichoplacea; Trichoplacidae
Exons: 13
Cellular component (GO): cytoplasm; mitochondrion
Molecular function (GO): ATP hydrolysis activity; ATP binding
Source: RefSeq, a predicted model, not a curated record
AUCCAAAAGUAUCAUCAGCUUGUCCAAGAUGGAAGCCUAACGUUGGAUUCACAUCAAAUGCAAAUUAUCAAAGAGUUAAACCAUGUUUACGAUGGACUACUUCAUUAUCAACCUGAAAGGCCUGGAUUAUUCAGCAAGAUGUUUGGUUUUGGUGGCAACCGUGUAAAAAGACCAAAAGGAAUUUACAUGUAUGGCAGUGUCGGUUCAGGAAAAACAAUGUUGAUGGAUUUAUUUUACAAUAACAUUCCAAUUGAAAAGAAACAACGCGUACAUUUUAAUGCCUUUAUGCUAGAUGUCCACGCACGAAUACAUCAAUUCAAGACAAAUAUUCCCUUCCAAGCUGGACGAGAAAAACCUCACAAGUACGAUCCCAUUCCACCUGUUGCUAGCGAUAUCGCAGAGGAUACAUGGCUGCUUUGCUUUGAUGAAUUCCAGGUUACAGAUAUCGCUGACGCUAUGAUACUGAAACGGCUAUUUACAACCUUAUUUGAUUACGGAGUUGUCAUUAUUGCUACUUCAAACAGAAUACCGGACGAUUUAUAUAAAAACGGAUUACAGAGAAGCAAUUUCUUGCCUUUCAUACCUAUAUUGAAGAGUAAUUGCCAUAUAGUACCGCUAGAUUCUGGCAUUGAUUAUCGACGAUCAGUACUACCGAGUGGAGGACAAGUUUACUUUGUGUCUAGUGAAUCAGAUGCAGAAAAUGAAUUAAAUAAGAUAUUUGCACAAUUAGCCGCUAAAGAAGGUCAAGAGACCGGUAAGAGAGUAUUGCGUCAUCUUGGUCGCGAUCUCGAAAUCCCUAUAGCAUGUGGGAGGAUUGCCGAUUUUACAUUUGAGCAGUUGUGCGCCCAGCCUGUUAGUGCAGCUGAUUACUUGGAAAUAUGCCGCCAUUUUGAUGUUUUAUUGAUAAGAAAUAUACCGAUUCUCAAUCUUGCUUUGAGGACAGAAGCCAGAAGAUUUAUCGUCCUAAUUGAUACAUUAUAUGAUAAUAAAGUGAGGGUGGUUUGCUCAGCUGAAAAAAUAGCGGAAGAUUUAUUUAGUACCAAAUCAUCAAAAAAGGUAACGGAUGCGAAGCGAAUGUUAAUGGACGAUCUGGGAAUUUCCGAGUUUGAUAAAGAUGCCAAUGCUAGUAUUUUUACUGCAGAAGAAGAGAUUUUUGCAUUUGAACGUGUUAUUUCUCGUCUAAUUGAAAUGCAAUCGGAACAAUAUUGGGAAGCAUGCAUUGCGGAGAGAAAUUUUGAAAGCAAAUAA